Drosophila serrata is the source of this 1664-nucleotide messenger RNA. RefSeq names its product cell cycle control protein 50A (gene CDC50). The record is from RefSeq and is a predicted model, not a curated record. Gene Ontology annotation, cellular component: endoplasmic reticulum; Golgi apparatus; plasma membrane. Lineage: Eukaryota; Metazoa; Arthropoda; Insecta; Diptera; Drosophilidae.
CAUCGCUAGGUGGCAGAAAAUUUCUUGUAUUUACUUUAUUCGAUUGGCCCAACUGUGACUGUUUUGUUUUUGAAGACCCUCUCUGUUCGCCUGUUGUGCGUUAAUUUUUCCCAGCUGCUCCCAGAGAUUAACCCGAUAGGGACCAGCGAUCCGGAGUCAUGUCUACGCAGCAUGCGGAGAACGAGGAGAUUCCAGCGCAGAAGUCCAAGCGACCUUCAGAUUCGGCCUUCAAGCAGCAACGCCUGCCCGCCUGGCAGCCCGUUCUCACCGCCCGCACAGUCCUGCCGACGUUCUUUGUGAUCGGAGUGCUCUUCAUACCCAUCGGUGUCGUCCUGCUGCACCUGUCAAAUACGGCCAAUGAACAUAUCAUCGACUAUACCUGGUGCGGAAACGGGAACGGUAAUUGUUCCGACUAUCUGGAGAAGAACCCGGGUGGUCAGUGUACCUGCACGAUAAACUUUACCCUUCCUAAGGAUUUCAAUGGUGUGGUGUACAUGUACUAUGGCCUGACCAACUACUACCAGAACCAUCGGCGUUAUGUGAAGUCGCGCGACGACGAGCAGCUGCUAGGCCACCUCUCGCAGACGCCCAGCUCGGACUGCACACCCUUUGCCAUCGAUCCAGACACCAACAAGCCGAUUGCGCCCUGCGGCGCCAUCGCCAACUCGCUGUUCAAUGACACGCUUUCCCUGUCGCAAGCUGGCUCGGAGAUCAAGCUGCUCAAGACGGGCAUUGCGUGGCCAUCGGAUAAGCGAGUGAAGUUCCGCAAUCCGGAGGGUAACCUUAACGUGUCCCUCCAGGACUUUGCAAAGCCCUUGUUCUGGCAAAAGGGUUUAGCUGAUUUGGACCCCGAGAAUCCGGAGAACAAUGGUUUCCAAAACGAGGAUUUGAUCGUGUGGAUGCGAACUGCGGCACUGCCCAGCUUCAGGAAGCUCUAUCGUCGGUUGAACCAAACUGAACCCGCCUAUGCAAAAGGUCUCAAGGCUGGCGAUUAUACGCUGAACGUCAAGUAUCAAUAUCCAGUUGUCUCGUUUGAUGGCACCAAGCGUAUGAUCCUGUCAACCACCUCUGUGCUAGGUGGCAAGAAUCCUUUCCUGGGCAUCGCCUACAUUGUGGUUGGCGCUAUUUGCAUCACUUUGGGCCUGGCCCUGCUCUUUAUUCACGUGCGCUGCAGUCGCAGCAGCAACAUGGAGAUGAUCAACGUGAAUCCGCACACGCAGUACUCUUAGGCCCGGCACCACCAGCGACAGCAUACCCGGCUGCAUCACAUAUAGCUUUAGUAGAAUUCAUCUGUAUAAGCCCUAUCUGCAUAAAGUAAUCUAUAUUGAUUAACUCUUGCACCAUGUAUUCUUCUCGAUCCUAAUUUUCGCAGUAUGUUUAUCCCCAGGAGGAGCUGGCUGUGCCCCUUGUUAAACCCCAUUCUGUUCUCCGCUUAUGCAUCCGUAUAAGAUUUGUGAUUUUUUUAUAUAUUAUUAUUUUGUUACUAACUUAUAACUCGUAUCCUUGCGCAUGACAUGGGAAGAACCACACACGCACUUCCACCCUUGCUUUUAAAAAUGGCAAACAAGUAAUGUUUUACUUCGUGCCUUUUGCCUAAUCUAUUAAUACGUUUAUGAGUGCUAAUAAAUAUUUUGUAAUGACCACAGGUCGGUCUUUAAUUCGAA